GCAAAAGUAAAAUAUCAAUAAACACCAGCGUGAGCAAUAACGGUUUCUGUAUAUUUUUUUUUGUUUCAAAUUUUAUGAAGAAAUCGUGCUGAGCGUUUAUAUUCGGUUUUCAUUAAAUGCCUCCUGUAGCACAAACGCGUCCACAGACACACGCACACCGACUCACACACGUGUACGGCCACACUUGGCGGAAAAUCCGUAUUUAGCUUGUAUAAAAAUCAAUGGUCGCAACUCAAGUCAGGUAUUCUGCCACGAUCAUUCAUCCUUAUUAAGUCGACGAUAUCGGACAAUCGCCGCUUCCGUUACACAUUUUUUUCAUUGCAAAAAGUGAAGUGAUUUUUCCAAAAUUUAAGUGCUUUGCAAGCAUUAAGUGAACAUUUUUCCUAGUUUUUUCCGUGUUUAAAAAGAAGAAUCAAUCAAAAUGCCUGGCCGUCCAUUGUGGCAAGUAGCUGGAAAGCGUGUCCCAGAGGAAGAAUUGCAAGCACAGCAAUGGAUUGAACAGCUCAUUGGCGAGCGUUUUCCCAACGUUCCAUUCGAGUAUGCACUCCGUGACGGUAUUAUUUUGUGCAAAUUGAUGAACCGUUUGGCACCAGGAAUCAUUCAAAAAAUCAACACAAGCGGCGGCGACUAUAAAAUGAUGGACAAUAUCAACCAAUUCCAAAGAGCAUGCACAUUGUACGGUGUCGGUGAUGUCGAUUUGUUCCAAACCACCGAUUUGUGGGACUUCAAAAAUAUCGCUCUUGUCACCCAAACCAUCUUUGCCAUCGGACGUGCUACCUACAAGCACCCAGAAUAUAGAGGUCCACACUUAGGCCCACGUCCAGCAGAAGAGAACAAACGUGAAUUCACAGAGGAAACACUCCGUCAAAGUGAAGCAAUUAUAGGUUUGCAGGCUGGUACCAACCGUGGUGCUAACCAAUCUGGCCAAAACUUCGGAGCCUCACGUAAAAUCAUCCUCGGCAAAUAAAUUGGGGCGAUCAUUUUAGCAUCAGUAGAUUUAUCAUGUUCAAACAGCGUGUUUUUUUCUUUCUUUCUUUAAAGACCUAUUGUUUUCCUGCAAUUUUGGUUUGCUAAAUUUUGUACAAUAGAAUUAGAAAUGUAAGCAUUUACCUAUCCACAACAUUAGAUAUCAAAUGAAAUUCAUGUUUUUUUUUGUUCAACAACUCAAAAUAAAACAGUCUAGCUGUGCAA
Molecule: messenger RNA, 1191 nt
Organism: Sitodiplosis mosellana (orange wheat blossom midge)
Lineage: Eukaryota; Metazoa; Arthropoda; Insecta; Diptera; Cecidomyiidae
Product: muscle-specific protein 20-like
Exons: 4
Coding region: 422-967 (181 amino acids)
Biological process (GO): actomyosin structure organization
Molecular function (GO): actin binding
Source: RefSeq, a predicted model, not a curated record